AUGCCGCUGCCGCGGGGCUCCCUCGCGCUCUGCCUGGCCCUCCUGCCUGCGCUCUGCGCGCCCCUGGAGACCGAGGUGGUCACCCCGCUCCGCCUCGACCCGGACCUCAACGGGCGCCAGUAUUUCCAGCGGGGCCCCGAGGAUCCCCCGCAGCAAGGAGCGAUCUUCCAGAUCAGCGCCUUCCGCGAGGAUUUCUACUUGAACCUGACCCCGGACGCGCAGUUCCUGGCGCCCUCCUUCGCCACGCAGUACCUGGGCGCCCACGCGGCCGGCCGGGGCGAGCAGCAGGGCGACCUGCGCCACUGCUUCUACUCCGGGGACGUCAACUCGGAGCGGGACUCCUUCGCCGCCUUGAGCCUGUGCGGCGGGCUGACGGGGGCGUUCGGCUACCGCGGGGGCGAGUACCUCAUCAGCCCCUUGCGCAACGCCAGCGGCGACCGGGCGCGGCGCAACAGCCAAGGCCAGCACCUGUUGCAGCGCCGGAGCGCGCCGGGCCACGCCGCCACCUCCCGCUGCGGCGUGGGCUCCAGCCUGAACCCGGCCAUCCUGCAGGCGCUGGAGAAGUACAAGUUCAGCCAGGCCGACGGCCGGCCCAGCCCGCGCGCCAACGAGACGGGCCGGCCCGGGGCGCCCAAGAAGAGCGGCCGCGCCAAGCGCUUCGUCUCCAUCCCCCGCUACGUGGAGACGCUGGUGGUGGCCGACGAGUCCAUGGCCAAGUUCCACGGCGACGACCUGCAGCACUACCUGCUCACCCUGAUGGCCACGGCGGCCCGCCUCUACCGGCACGCCAGCAUCCAGAACCCCAUCAACCUGGCCGUGGUCAAGUUCAUGGUCAUCGGGCAGGACGACAAAGGGCCCAAGGUGACGGGCAACGCGGCGCUCAGCCUGCGGAAUUUCUGCGUCUGGCAGAAGAAGUGGAACAAGGGCAGCGACAAGCACCCCGAGUACUGGGACACGGCCAUCCUCUUCACCAAGCAGGAUUUGUGCGGUGCUACCACGUGUGACACUUUGGGAAUGGCAGACGUUGGCACCAUGUGCGACCCCAAACGCAGCUGCUCAGUCAUUGAGGAUGAUGGCCUUCCUUCAGCUUUCACCACGGCUCAUGAGCUAGGCCACGUGUUCAACAUGCCCCAUGACAACGUGAAGGUCUGUGAGGAGGUCUUUGGUAGGUUGAGGACCAACCACAUGAUGUCACCCACUCUGAUCCAGAUUGAUCGCACCAAUCCUUGGUCGGCUUGCAGCGCUGCCAUCAUCACCGACUUCCUGGACAGUGGACACGGUGACUGUCUCUUGGACCAACCCAGCAAGCCCAUCCCAUUGCCCGAAGACCUUCCUGGCACUAAUUACAACCUCAACCAGCAGUGCGAACUGGCCUUCGGCAUUGGGUCCAAGCCCUGUCCGUACAUGCAGUACUGCACCAAGCUGUGGUGCACGGGCAAGGCACGGGGCCAUAUCAUGUGCCAGACUCGCCACUUCCCUUGGGCUGAUGGCACCAGUUGUGGAGAAGGAAGGUUCUGCUUGAAGGGCACCUGUGUCGAGAGGCAUAACAUCAGUAAGUACCGGGUGGAUGGCAACUGGGGGAAAUGGGCGCCCUAUGGCCAGUGCUCUCGGACCUGUGGCGGAGGAGUCCAGCUGGCGAAGCGUGAAUGCAACAACCCGCCUCCUGCCAAUGAAGGGAAGUACUGUGAAGGGGUUCGAGUGAAAUACCGCUCCUGUGGUCUGGAUCCCUGCUCUGAUUCAGUCCCAGGGAAGAGCUUUCGAGAAGAGCAGUGUGAGGCUUUCAACGGCUACAAUCACAGCACAAACCGGCUGACUGCCACGGUCUCCUGGGUCCCCAAGUAUUCGGGGGUGUCACCUCGGGACAAGUGCAAGCUCAUCUGCAGAGCCAAUGGAACUGGGUACUUUUACGUCUUGGCUCCGAAGGUGGUGGAUGGUACGCCGUGUUCUCCAGACUCCACCUCGCUGUGCGUCCAGGGCAAAUGUAUCAAGGCUGGAUGUGAUGGGAAACUUGGCUCCAAAAAGAAGUUUGACAAAUGCGGAGUGUGUGGAGGAGACAACAAAAGCUGCAAGAAGGUCUCAGGGUUGUUCACCAAACCCAUGCAUGGCUACAACUUUGUGGUGCUCAUCCCCGCUGGAGCUUCCAGUAUCGACAUCAGACAGAGAGGCUACAAGGGCUUGAUCAGUGACGACAACUACCUGGCGGUGAAAAAUGGCCAUGGCAAAUAUCUCCUCAAUGGACAUUUCAUCGUCUCGGCCGUGGAAAGGGACCUGAUGGUCAAGGGCAGCGUGUUGCGCUACAGCGGGACGGGGACGGCCGUGGAAAGCCUCCAAGCCUUUAUGCCCAUCCUGGAGCCCUUGACAGUGGAGGUGUUGUCGGUUGGGAAGAUGACUCCACCUCGGGUGCGCUACUCCUUCUACCUGCCCAAAGAGAGCAAAGAGGACAAGUCCUCGUACCGCAAAGAUGGGAGGCGCCCGCCAGUCCUCAACAACAGCAUCCUCAGCCUCUCCAAUCGCCUGGAUACGGGCAGGCCGGAUUACAAACGCCCCUCAUCCAAGUGGGCCACCACCAGCUGGGAAGACUGUUCCGUCACCUGUGGCAACGGGCUGCAGAAGCGCAUGGUGCUUUGCCGCGACGCCCUCGGCCAGCUGGCCUCCUCUUGCGACACCACGCAACGGCCCAUCGACAUCCGGAUAUGUGGGGAUCCCUGCCCCGCGUGGGAGGUCUCCCCCUGGUCCUCGUGCUCCAAAACCUGUGGCAGGGGGUUUAAGAGGCGCAUGCUGAAAUGCACAGGGCGAGGUGGCACCCUGCUGGCCCGUGACCGCUGCAACCUCAGGAAGAAGCCGCAAGAGUUGGACUUUUGCACCCUGAGGCCAUGCUGACCGGGCUGGACCCAUUUCUGACCAAGGCAUCACGUGCAGCAUUUCGGCUCUUGACCGACAAGUGGCUGAAAGUGUAAAAUCUAGCCUCCGGGGGGAGGGAGAGGGAGUCGACUGAAUGGAGGGUGGGGUGUCUGUUACAUAGCGCAUUUCAACAAACAAAAGGAUUUUGACCGAGCAGAGGGAAAGAGUGCCAGUGAGAAGGGGCUGAGUAAGGGUGUUCUUUUUUUCUUUUGACGAUCCAGUCGCUCAGUGGUAAAGCAAGAAUAAACAACUACCUCGAAGCUGCCAAACCACCCACACUCCAACACGGCCUUCUGCGGGCGUGAAGGAGAAAGGCAAGAACAGAAUUGAGAGAAAUUGCCGUCCAAGAUGGACCAAAAGACAAUGGCGGCCAUUCCGUAGAGCCGUGGCCCCAACCUGUU
This is a messenger RNA of Elgaria multicarinata webbii, 3302 nucleotides long. It is a transcript of the gene ADAMTS15, whose product is annotated as ADAM metallopeptidase with thrombospondin type 1 motif 15. Lineage: Eukaryota; Metazoa; Chordata; Lepidosauria; Squamata; Anguidae. Gene Ontology annotation, biological process: extracellular matrix organization; proteolysis. The transcript has 8 exons. The record is from RefSeq and is a predicted model, not a curated record. Bases 1 to 2880 code for a protein of 959 amino acids. Gene Ontology annotation, molecular function: metalloendopeptidase activity; zinc ion binding.